This is a messenger RNA of Humulus lupulus (European hop), 1143 nucleotides long. RefSeq lists its product as uncharacterized. The record is from RefSeq and is a predicted model, not a curated record. The transcript is spliced from 4 exons. Gene Ontology annotation, molecular function: hydro-lyase activity. Gene Ontology annotation, biological process: fatty acid biosynthetic process. The coding region runs from base 224 to 925 and encodes 233 amino acids. Lineage: Eukaryota; Viridiplantae; Streptophyta; Magnoliopsida; Rosales; Cannabaceae.
UACAAAAUCAGAAGAACGUUGGAGUUUCCGCCAUCUCUCACUCCUUAUACAACUAUCGAUUCAAACCAAACCAACCAAUAAAUCAAACUCAAAAGCUCUCCUCGUUGUUGUCGUCCAUUACACCCUUUAACGCUUCUUCUCCAUCUCCUUCACCUGACCACCACCACAUCUCAUUGCCUUCAUUCCAGCUCUUCCUCUCUAUUCGUUUACAUUUUGCUCAACAAUGGUGGCCGUAACUCUCUCCAACUCUCUUCUCCUCCAUACUCCCACUACUUCUCCGACAUCCCUGGUCUCGCCUCGCCUAAGCGCUCUCUCUUCCUCUCGACUAUCUCUGCCCAAUUCCGGAUCUCAAUCUGUGUUCACCCAUUUGAAGAAUAAGACCAAGAAAGAGAGUUCUUCCAGUCAUUUCAGUGUGUAUUGUUCGUCUUCCGAGGCUGCAAAACAAUCGAGUGAAGAAACUCCUAUUGAAUUGAGAUAUGAGGCAUUUCCCACAGUUAUGGACAUAAAUCAGAUUCGUGAAAUUUUGCCUCACAGGUUUCCAUUUCUUUUAGUUGAUAGAGUGAUCGAAUACAAUCCUGGAGUUUCAGCUGUUGCAAUCAAGAAUGUAACCAUAAACGACAACUUUUUUCCCGGGCAUUUUCCUGAGAGGCCUAUAAUGCCUGGUGUUCUCAUGGUUGAGGCAAUGGCCCAGGUUGGUGGUUUGGUGAUGCUGCAACCAGAAGUGGGAGGUUCUCGGGAGAACUUCUUUUUCGCUGGAAUCGACAAAGUCAGAUUCCGGAAGCCCGUGAUUGCAGGCGACACAUUAGUUAUGAGAAUGACACUCACAAAGCUGCAGAAACGCUUUGGAAUAGCAAAAAUGGAGGGGAAGGCAUAUGUUGGAGGUGAGGUUGUAUGUGAAGGUGAGUUUUUGAUGGCCAUGGGGUAGUGAAUUACUUCAAACUUUUGUUGUCAAUUCAUUUCUGUUACUACUUGAUAUCCAUUUUCUUUUUCCAGCAAAUGUCAACCCUCUAGUGAUCUUUCAAGCUUGUUUACCAUAUAAUUUGAGUGUUAGUAAGAGUAUUAAUAAGAACGGUAUUCUUUUAAGGAUUUUGUUCAAUGAAAAGUUACUUAAUGUUAUUUAAUGUAAUUGAGGAUUUUAGAGAA